AUGGGAGGUGCCAGCCAUCCAUCUGUCUCCCCUGCUGUUGGGUCUGAUGCUGCGGGUCCAGCCAGGAAGCGCACCACCACCAUGGCGGGGUUGGACAGCUCCCCGGGCAGUAUUGAUGAUAUCGACGGGCAGGACAACCAGGAGGAGAAGAAGAGACAGCCCGUGAAACGGGCCUGUAAUGAAUGUCGUCAACAAAAGCUCCGAUGUGAUGUAAUUCAAGACCCUUGGACGGAUUGCUCUCGAUGUCGUCGUCUAAAGCUCGACUGUAAAAUCGAAUCCAACUUCAAACGGGUUGGGAAACGCAGUCGCAACGCCGAGAUGGAACGCGAGAUCAUCGAGCUGAGAAAGCAGAUUGCUACUGUGCAGGCUGGAGCUAUACCUCCGUCACAGUCGGCGUCUUUGCCACCGGUUCAGACUCCCAAGCAAGAAACGGCCAGUCAGGUUGGCUCGGGAGUCUACCAUACGCCGUCGGCCAUGUCUACGGAUCAGUAUAUGGGUUCUCAUGAAGCUGUUGCGUCGCUUCUGGAUUUGCGCUCUGGCUUUGAUGGCACGAACUUUAUGAGGAACGGCAAUCAUCACUUCAAGCGCAUUGAAGAUGUCGCGGUCGUUCCGGAGAGGGUGACAGAGCUGUUUCAUCUGUUUUUCACCUUCUACCAUCCGUUUCUACCGUUCCUUGAUCGAGAACAGUCGCCUGAUGAUUACUACAGCGCAUCGCCACUGCUGUUCUGGACCAUCAUCAGCGUAGGCGCGCGGCGCUUCCAAGCCGACACCCACCUUCUCAAUUCCCUCUCAGGCCCGGUUUCGCGACUGGUGUGGAGUACGCUGGCGGACAUCCCACAAAGCUACCACGUCGUGAAGGCUCUCUGCUUGCUCUGUACCUGGCCUUUCCCUACCAGCAGCACGUCCACCGAUCCGACCUUUAUGCUCUGCGGUAUGAUGAUUCAAGUGGCAAUGCAGCUGGGGCUACACCGUCCAUCGCACACGCAGGACUUUAGCAAAUUCCGCGUGGAGCUCAUUGAAGAUGAACUUCGAGACAAGGUGCGGACGUGGGCAGUCUGCAACAUUGUCGCCCAACGGGUUGCUACUGGUUAUGGCCAGCCUCCGUCUAGUGUGUACGACUGGACACUGUCUUCAAAUGAUUCGAUGGACCCCAACUUCAGGUUGCCCGACGACAUUAGGUCAAGGCUCGAGAUUGAAAAGUUUUGCGACAAGGUCACCAAAUCUUUAUACACCAACCGGCGGGACCCCGUCGGACUUUGCAGCGAUCAGGAGCGAUCAACACUGAUCUCGUUCCUGUCGCGGGAUUUCGAUGAACUGGAGAAUCAGCUGAAGGCGCACAAUGACAGUAUCACCAAUCUCUAUUUGCGCGCAUCGAAUCUGCACCUCCAUCUGUCUGCGUUCUUCGACGACACAACCGCAAAGGAUUAUAGAGAGCGUCUUCUCUCGCUUUAUGUUGCUACCACGACGUUCCUCGAAGCAGCGAUGAACCUUGAAACAGAAGUCGGCCCGGUGCUGUCGUACACCCCGUACUACGUGUAUCAGAUGAUGGUUGCGGGCGGAUGUACUCUGCUGAAGCUAUGCAAGAGUUUCUUCGCCGCGCACAUCGACAUGGAUUACGCAAAGAACCUCUUCAACCGGACGAUCUGGGCGAUUAGACGCGUGUCCGUUUCCAGCAACGACCUGCCGGAGCGACUGGCGGAAGUAGUAGCGCAGAUGUGGCGGCUGAACAACGUGCCCACACCGAAACUGACGGCAGACGGCGGAGAGGUCGACGAUUCGCUGAUGCUCAAGGUGCGCUGCCGAAUGAGCAUGUCCUUGCUUUUUGACUCAGUCUGGCGGUGGCGGGAAGACGCGCGGACCAAGGGGCGUAAUCUCGAAGCUUAUCUCAAAAACCCAACCAAUCCAGACUCCAACGCCGAAUCCUCCAACUCGUCAUCUAUUCAACCGACGCGCACCUCGACCGCGACACCCGGAGUCGCCGGCGCCGCAGACCCCAGCCUCGCGCCAGCCCCCAUGCUCCCCCAGGCUAACAUGGGCGUAUCCGCACCAAGCGCUGUGGGUGCCCUUCCCAGCGGAUUCAUGGAACCUAACUACGAAGUAUUCGAUCCGCUGAACUGGCUUCUGGACGGACUGGUCGAUUUGCCGUAUUCAUACUCGACGAUAUCGGGGAUCGAGUCUCAGGGUAUUGCAUGA
Molecule: messenger RNA, 2193 nt
Organism: Aspergillus tubingensis
Lineage: Eukaryota; Fungi; Ascomycota; Eurotiomycetes; Eurotiales; Aspergillaceae
Product: putative C6 transcription factor (Leu3)
Exons: 6
Coding region: 1-2193 (730 amino acids)
Biological process (GO): regulation of DNA-templated transcription; DNA-templated transcription
Cellular component (GO): nucleus
Molecular function (GO): zinc ion binding; DNA-binding transcription factor activity, RNA polymerase II-specific; transcription cis-regulatory region binding
Source: RefSeq, a predicted model, not a curated record